UGAAUCAGAUUUCUUUACAUAGCAGGGUGUCGUUUAAUUUUUUUAGAAACAAAAUUUGGUUUUCUUGAAUCAUCAAGUCAUGGAUUCGCCUGCUAGAAAUUAUAAACCCUGAUGUUUGACUUCUCUGACGGAAUUGGUUUGCGUUGAUAAUGAAAUUUAAAGCUUGAAGUGAAACUAUAAUAAAGGAGGAUUAACAUGCAUAUUGUUGAUGUGGUGUGGGCAUGUUGUUGCUUGACGAUAUUGUCAGUGCCGCCUGUAAAUGGGGCGAAUGUUAUAGUUAGUCCCAACAUCACGGUCAAACCGACCCCCUAUCCCCCUUUAGACCCUGGGCAGCGUGUGGAUAUCACCCUCACAUGCGUGUGCAAUGGAACUGGUCUUAGUAACUACGAUCUUAGUUACUACGUCCGCAACAGUCUGAACUUGGAUUUCAAAGACAACAACAGCACAUUUCAUCCGAUCACCAAAUCAUUUCACAACGCAACAGGCGAUAGCUACGAGUGGAACAGUUAUAUCGCUUCUAAGGAUUUAGAGUCGGGUCGAUUUGUGCAUAAAUAUGAGGUCACCAACGACAAUUUCAACCAUGAGUUCAUUCUUAGCAUUCAUGAUCCCGUGGACUCGGUGAUUCUGUCGUUGUAUGACUCCAUGGGUGCGAUAGUUGGCGUCUCUAAUGCAUCUGUGAAUGACUCAAUGGUUGCCAGAGAGAUCAAACCAGGCAAAUACACGGCGCAGUGCCAAGCAACAGGCAGCAACCCUGCACCCAAAAUUGAGAUUAAGUUGGGCGGCAACAUUAUUGUUGCCUUCGAUAUAGGAUUCAAGGCAAUUGUCAGUGGUCGCCCGUCAUAUUCUAGCAUAGUUCGUCAAAAUACAACAAUUGCUGCGUUGGACAUCGGUCAGUUUUUAACAUGUGAGGCAAAUAUUCCGGGAACUUACUAUGCAACCAAGGUGGUUACCAUCCAAUUGAAGGCUUUCAUUAGUCUUGCACGCGACACGUCAAUGGGAGACUACCUCAAGGUCAUAGUUCCGGUUAUUGUAGCCAUCGUCAUCGUUGUUCUAGUGAUUUGUAGGAAACGUCGCCAAAACUUGUCGACAAGUAGUUUUUCCUCAUCGAGCGAGCAGCCAAACGGAGCGUUACCUGGGCAUGAUCACCCAUUUUCUGGUGCAGGAAAUGCUCCGAUAUCACAGCAUUCUCUGCCAAACCAGGAAAAUCAUGUGUAUGAAAACAUUGAGGUAGAUGCUCCUGUACAUCUGGACAACACCAUACCCAAAGUAAUCUCUGACCGUUAAUCGUAGCAAUGCAAUACAAACCAAGACAUGUUUCAUAAACGCGUCAAAUCGACUGUAGAUGAUAAACAUUUAAAGCUAGUGGCUUAGUUGUUUGAUAAAAUAUGAAAUCAUA
Messenger RNA from Dreissena polymorpha, 1396 nucleotides. RefSeq lists its product as uncharacterized. The transcript has 7 exons. Lineage: Eukaryota; Metazoa; Mollusca; Bivalvia; Myida; Dreissenidae. The coding region runs from base 196 to 1284 and encodes 362 amino acids. The record is from RefSeq and is a predicted model, not a curated record.